Messenger RNA from Cylicocyclus nassatus, 555 nucleotides. The record is from the annotation of a GenBank genome assembly. Lineage: Eukaryota; Metazoa; Nematoda; Chromadorea; Rhabditida; Strongylidae.
AUGAAGUCAUCUUGGCUACUUUUCACAUGUCUUGUAAUCGUAGCAUCUGUCCAAGGCGAAGACGAUGAUCCUGCUGAUCCUCCGCCGCUUCCAUACGAUGACGAUACACAACCUCCGGAGGCAACAACUCAACCCCCGAUGGAAGGGAUAACAACUCAACCCCCGAUUCCAACCCACAGAUCUAAUCCACCCCAGACGCAAAACGCGCAGGGUGGAGAAGACGAACUUGAUAUAAUUAUGAGAGAACACGUCUCAGCGCUCGUAAACGAUGCUAGAGAGCGAUUGAGGGCAAUAACGCCAGGGGCAGAGCUACCUCCCGAUGCGAAUCUUGCUGAUCAGGUCAAAAAAGCAUUUGAGAAGCAGGAAAAGGAAAAAAGCAAGAAUGAGAAUCAAGACAGCGAAUUCCACGGCCUUUUGAGGAAGAUAGUGUAUGACCAGUGGAAGAACAAGAAUUCGGAAACAAAAUCGGAAACAACUGGUGGCACGAAUGGCUAGCUUGAAAAUGCUAAUGAAAUCCUUGUUCCAUAGUGCUAGUACAUUUACUCUAAUUAACUG